UGGCUAAUCCUGCCAUCUGUCAGAGAGCAGCAAACCAGCCAAGGCGCUCUCCUCUGGGCUAAUUAGAAAGCCAGAAGAACACAGCAAAAAGAAAUCUCAGAAAAGCACACACUUUUUCUGCUGACAAUGGAGGAGACAUACCUUCUCAACCACCACGGAGUGAAGAAGAAGAUUCUGGCUGGAGGCACUGGACCACUGCCUCACUUCCCUCCUGGGACAAAGCUGGUUUUCCAUUUCCAGACACUGCUGGACAACUUUGAGCGUACGGUCAUUGAUGACAGUCGAUUGGCGGGCAGACCAGCUGAGAUCUUUGUCGGAAAGAUGUUCAAGAUGGAAGUGUGGGAGACGCUGCUGACAUCCAUGAGGAUCGGAGAGGUGGCUGAGUUUUGGUGUGACGCUGUUCACACAGGGCUGUACCCCAUUGUGUCUAAAGGAAUGAGGCUGAUUGCUCAGGGCAGAGACCCCCUUGAAGGCCAGAGACACAUGUGUGGAAUGGGAAACCUGUUCCACUACCACUCCACUGGAUUUCCAGAACUGGAUGAACUGAUGAGGACGCCUCAGCCCCUCAUAUUUAUCAUGGAACUGUUACAGGUGGGAGACCCUAUGUCCUACCAGAGAGAGUCGUGGAUGAUGGAGAAGGAUGAGAAGCUGCAGAUGGUGCCAAUCCUCCACAUGCAGGGCAAUGCACUGGUCAAACGGAGAGAAUUCAGAGAGGCCGCCAGCAAGUACAAAGAGGCCGUCCUGCUGCUGAAAACAGUCCAGUCCAGAGAGAUGCCGGGUGAUAUAGACUAUAUAAACUUGGGUCGAAUGAUCGUCCCGCUGGAGCUGAACUACUGCCAGUGCAUGCUGGAGUUGGAAGAGUAUUAUGAAGUUAUAGAACAUACCGAUGAACUGCUGGAGAAACACAAAGACUGUGUGAAGGGCUAUUACAAGAGAGCAAAGGCCCACGCUGCAGUGUGGAAUGAAAAAGAGGCCCGGAGAGACUACAAUAUGGUGGCACACCUGGAUGUUACUCUGGCCUCGCUCGUCAGUAGAGAGCUGAAGAAUCUGUCAGAACGCCUGAAGGAGAAGUACUGGGAGGAGAAGGAGCAGUACUGGAACAUGCUAGAGAAAAAUGAGAUGAAAGAGGAAGGUGAUGAAGAGGAGAAAAGACAAAAAGAAGAUACUAAAGAUGAAGUGACAGAAGAAAAAGCUAAAGAAGAAUCUCCAACAGGGGGUGAAGGAGUUCAUAAAGAGGAACAUGAAAGGAUAACAGUUCCAGCUACUGAUGAAACAGGUGGCCAAGAGGCAGUUAGGUCAUCUGAGAUCAGUGUGAACGCCGCUGCAUUAACAGAGGGGAAGGACUGGCAGCAGAUGUUGCGACUGGUUAUGCUACUGCAGGACGAAGGAAACUUCCUGGUGAAAGAAAAUCACUUUAAAGAGGCUUCUGACAAGUUCAAGGAAGCCAUAGAAUACGUGGACUUCCUUCAGAAAAAGCAGGUAGAUCAACGUGGCGAAGACUGGGAGUCCCUGGAGAAAGUUCGACUUCCACUGAAUCUCAACCUCAGCCAGUGCAUGCUCGAGCUAAAGCAAUACCAACAGGUGGUGGAGCUAAACAACAACUUACUUAAAAAGCAUAAAGGUAACUUUAAGGCGGUGUACCAGCGGGCUCGAGCACACGCCGCCUUGUGCAACGAGGAUGAAGCUCGGAGAGACUUCGCCACAGUGGAGAAACUGGACCCAAAGUUCAAACCAUUUGUUCGUCAGGAACUGAAAAAAAUGGGUGAGAACAUCCGUUCCAUGCAUUCCCUCCAGAACAAGAAUUACUGGGAUACAACACAGGAGAAAUGGGGACCUGAAGGAAGACGAGCUAAGGCUGCAGCACAAAAAGCGAGAAAAAAGAAUGUAAAAUCUGCACAGAAAGACGCAGAAGAAAAAAACAAAGCAAAUGUGAAGGCAGAUGAAGGUGGUAAGAUGGAAGAAGGCUCAGUGAAAGCCAACCCCGCUGCAGCAGAGGGAGGGAAUGAUGCGGGAACAGAGAAAAUUCAAGAUGUGAGAACAGAACAGAGCAAUAAAGAGCCAAAGUGCGGGAGAGCUGCAGUAGAGGGCUCAGAUAAUGAAAAUACAGAUAGCGCUGUGGUUCUGGAGGACGGGCACGGUGCACCAGAUAAUCGAGACACAGAUAAAGAUAGUGAUCCAGCACCCACCAGCGCAGGCAAAGAUAAUGUAGUGAGCAAGCGAUCGGAGUGCGAUAAAGGCACAAAGAAGGUCAAAUGUCAAUCAACUGUUGCACCGGGCCCAAGAAGGGAAGGCCAAAGGAAGAAAGCCUCCGGUGAUAAGGCAGGAAAUGGAGACACUCAAUCAAUGUAGACCAAUGGGUUGAAAGUGCAGAGCCAAAGGCUGCAGGAGAAGCCGAGAGCAGUAACAGAUAGACCUAAAAGGGAGUUCAGAGACAAAAACGCACGAUGGUUACAGAUGGGUUAACAGAAGAAAAAAAACAAGGAUAAACAACCACGCUCACACAGAAAAAGGAAAUAUUGAUUUUGUCAUAUAUAAAUCCAAAUAUAAACAAAAGGAAAAAAAUUAACAUAAACAGCUCAUUUUUGGCACCAUUCUGAGUCAAGUUUCAUUAUUCAAUUCUCAAAGGGAUGAGUGCAAGCACAUAAAAAACAGGCUAAUUCCAAAUACAAAGUUUUUUAUUUCUGUACACAAAGAGUAGAAAGCAGCCAGUAACCCACUUAUUACAGUAAAAAGCCUUACUUCAGAAAACUUUUUUUACAGAUUAAAAACUUCAGACACCGAGUAGUGUUUUAAGUGCAGACUGAGUGGACAGAAACAUGAAAUCAAAAUGAUUAAAACAGAAACAUUUGAGUUGUUAAUGAGGUAUAUUAAUGGUGAUUUUAAACCCAGUAAUGUAUAAGUGUGUGUAUACAUGUUUUAAGGUAGGAUGUUUGAGGUUAGGUGAUUCAUUGUUCUGUCGUGUACAAGGUGACAUAUAGGCGCAUGUGUCCUUGUUGCAAGCAUGAUAGCAAACACAGAGGGCCUGACGCAAAGGCAGGAGAGUAAUGAUGGGACUCGUUAGCAUGUCGGCCCGACCACAUGCUGCAACAGAGGUCGAUAUGUAGCCUUGUUGCAGCAUCCUCUUGGGGGGGGGGGGGGUCCUGUCUCUAUGGAAAGCCUUUCUUCAAUCACAGCUUCAGUCAUGCUACAGGGAGCAGGGUUUGUGUUGUUACUGUGUGUCUGUGAGAGCGGUUUGCCGGAGGCCGCUGGCUGUGCUGCCCCGCCUGUACAGAAAAUUGUACAUUGAUCAGACCUCAGAUGAUCACACAGUCAGAGAGAGAUAAGACUCUGCUGCAGCCGGGUGACCAUCAAAAGCAAUUUAGACGCUCCUGUCAAACAUCGGCCGAGUGGAAUGUGAGGACAAGCUGUGUAUGGUAAUUUAACGCUGUCAUAAUCCCACCUAGUGUAUUUAUUUCAUUCUGCCUCUCAUCUACUCCCUUUAUUGUCUAAAAAUAAACAUAAUGAAUGUUGA
Messenger RNA from Sphaeramia orbicularis (orbiculate cardinalfish), 3511 nucleotides. RefSeq names its product myb-like protein X. The transcript is spliced from 8 exons. The record is from RefSeq and is a predicted model, not a curated record. Lineage: Eukaryota; Metazoa; Chordata; Actinopteri; Kurtiformes; Apogonidae. Gene Ontology annotation, molecular function: protein binding; peptidyl-prolyl cis-trans isomerase activity. Bases 127 to 2349 code for a protein of 740 amino acids.